AUGACUUACAAUAUCUUGAUUUUGAACGGCCCCAACCUCAAUAUGCUGGGGUUGCGAGAACCUGAAAUCUACGGUCGCCAGACCUUGGACGAUAUUCGCGCGCUGUGCGAGAGCCACGCGGAGAGUCACGGGCUUGCGGUCGAUUUCAGGCAGAGCAACCACGAGGGCGAGCUGAUCGACUGGAUUCAGCAGGCGCCGAAGGCACACGCCGGCAUCAUCCUCAAUCCUGGCGGCUACACCCACACGUCGGUCGCCAUCAUGGACGCGCUGCGCGCCGUGGACGUGCCAGCCAUCGAGUUGCAUCUCUCGAACAUCCACCGGCGCGAGCCCUUCCGCCGGCACUCCUACGUCGCGCAGGCAGUGCGAGGUUCCAUCUGCGGGUUCGGCGCGCACGGCUACCUGCUCGCGCUCGACGGGAUGCGCGCGCUCUUGACGGAGGACUGA
Molecule: messenger RNA, 444 nt
Organism: Geodia barretti
Lineage: Eukaryota; Metazoa; Porifera; Demospongiae; Tetractinellida; Geodiidae
Source: the annotation of a GenBank genome assembly